CAAAAAUAGACGUAUAUCUGCAUAUGCAUAGUAUUGGCGUAAAAUGCGCAAGUUUUCUAGAACAAUCUAAUAGUUACACGUUGCGAAAAUAGGACACCUGUGUACGCGCGCGCCCGGAUCAGGGUUAAAAAUCCGGUCACCUUAAUUGAACCCCUCGAAAACGAGUGUCCCUCUCCUCUUCGUCUGGCGCGUCGCGGAGGAAGCGGCAGACUGCUCCUCUCUCUUCCUCUCUCUUUCUCUCCGGCAAGGAGAGCCCGGUGGGGUGCAAGGUGAAUGUGGAGUAGAAUCGCGGCAUUACGUGCCACCGAGUAACGGAGCGGACGCGGAAUAGAGCGUAUCACGUGUCUCGUCCCCGGCUGUGUGUUUGGCGUCUUCCUCGACGCGGUACUCUCCUCGACGAGGCGCCGAAACGCGAAGGAAAAGCGGCAGUCGCGUGUCGGCCAGCGGACAGAUCGGUCCAGAGCGCCGCCGUCUCAUCCUCGCGAGGACACUUGACACAAUUGUUCGCCGGAUGAUCGAUGACUGAACAAAUUUGCGGAGACAAUUGCCGGAGACACGGACCUCGAGACGCGGUCCUCUACAUGCAACCGUCUAUACGAUUCGGUGAAAUCGCGCAUCGAUGAAUGAGAUGUCGUAAAGUAGCACGUUCGAAGAGGACUCGAUCGAGACUCAAAGAGGAUGUUGACCUGGUAGCGGGUAUCGAUCGACGAAGAUCGGGGAAAAUCGCUCGCGCGUUAAAGAAUUCAACGAUUGACGUUUGCAGUCCAGCUGCAUCAUCCGAUCGUUCAUCUCCGUCUCUUCGCAUUCUUCAAUGGUGUGAAUCCAGUAAAUGGAUUCUUUAUGAGUGAUUGUUGCCGGAUCAACACAACGUCGGAAGACACGAAUGGCCAGCGACGAGACGUCAUAUUCCGAUGGACCGCGUGUGACCAGCGCGGAAUCGAUCAUCUGAUCGGCGCCGAGAAAAAUCCCGCGAGUGCGCGCGCGAUAAAGGGCCUUGAUUUCGAAAGGAAACUGACGAGAAUGCCGAGGGAGAACAUGUGGCGGCAGAGGAGAGUGCCCGUUCCCAAGAGAACGAUCGAGUUGAUCGCUUUGAUAGCGAUUUCCAGUACGUUGUUCCUCUUUCUGCAUACAAGAGAUCUACACUCGCGUCUGAAAAAGAUGGAAGUGCGUCUUCAACCGGGAGAAGAUGACGUGCUUUCAGCGAAUCAGCUAUCGUUUGGCGUUCAAACGGAUUCCAAUCCAAGCGGAAUCAUUCAUUACUCAAAUGUGCAGCGUACUGUUACGGGGAAGUAUGACGAACAGUACGAGGUGCUCAACAUUGAAGCCCUCAACAAUACGAGAAGGGCCGACCGGCAGGUCUUGUUCUUCAAUCGCGUGCCGAAAGUCGGCUCGCAGACCUUCAUGGAGUUGCUGAGGAGGCUAUCGAUAAGGAACGCGUUUUCGUUCAACAGGGACCGCGUGCAGCGAGUCGAGACCAUACGUCUUGCGCCGAUCGAACAGCUCCAUCUCGCCAGGAUGGUCAGCAGCUAUUCAGAGCCGUCUGUCUACGUAAAGCACGUCUGCUUUACUAACUUCACAGAAUUCCAUCUGCCAGAGCCGAUUUACAUCAACGUGGUCCGCGAUCCUGUGGAGAGGGUCAUAUCCUGGUAUUAUUAUGUAAGAGCGCCGUGGUAUUACGUGGAGAGGAAGCAGAUCUUUCCGGAUCUGCCGCUACCCGAUCCCAAUUGGCUCAAGAAGGACUUCGAGUCGUGCGUCCUUAAGGGUGAUCGAGAGUGCAGAUAUCUGGAGGGCGAGGUCCACGAAGGUAUCGGCGAUCAUCGCAGGCAGACGCUCUUCUUCUGUGGACACAGCGAGAAAUGCACUCCUUUUAACACUGUGGGUGCCCUGGAGCGAGCUAAAUUGGCGGUGGAGAAGCAUUAUGCGGUGGUUGGUGUCUUGGAGGACAUGAACAUGACUCUUACGGUGCUGGAAAAUUACAUACCACGGUUUUUCCAGGGAGCCACCAAUGUUUAUUAUGAUCAAAUAAAUUCGUUUACAAGGAUCAACCGGAACUUCUUCAAACCGCCAGUCAGCGAGGAGGUGAAGAAUCUGGUGCGCAACAACUUUACUCGCGAAGUCGAAUUCUACCAGUUUUGCAAGCAACGACUUUACAGACAAUACAGAGCUCUCAAAUUGCCGUCCGAUGUUCUGUGAUUGGGAAGCAACAAUUUUUAUAAAAAAUAUCUUCCGUCCAUUGAUAUGCACGAAUGUACUUAUUAAAAGGUUGACGUGCAAAAAGCAUUACGAAGAAGGACGUAUCUCUCGAUAUAAGUGCAUUGAUUAGAGUGAUUCGCUAAAGCUUUGCACAAAACAAAUAUGAUAAUUAGUUUCGAAGGAUUAUUAAUUUACGAGAAUUUGAUUGGAUAUCGAAUGAUAUAGAAAUAAUAUUUUAUUUGUAAGAGAAAGAGACUAUAAUAACUUCCCGAUUAAUAUUUCGCGAAAAAUACUGUGUUCUUUAUUAAUUUAUUACGAUAUUAUCGAAAUCGCAAUCCCAAUAAUGACUAUUUCGAGCCGAAAUAAGGAGCUUAUAACGUCAAAGAUUUAAUUAUCAAAGAUUUAAUUAAAAUAACUUUUCCAUAAAGACAAAGAAGGAAAUAUACAUUUGUUCCCUUCGAUUCGCUUCCUUGGCGAUCACUGUACCAAUUUUUUAAAAAAAUUUUAAUGAAGGAGCAAAAUCUCAUGACAUUAUCAAAUUAUGAAGAAAAAGAAAAAAGAGAAUGAUUAAAUCUCUUUAUCAUUGUAAUGAUCCAGUACCAUUUCAGAGGA
This is a messenger RNA of Cataglyphis hispanica, 2805 nucleotides long. RefSeq names its product heparan sulfate 2-O-sulfotransferase pipe (gene pip). Gene Ontology annotation, cellular component: membrane. Gene Ontology annotation, molecular function: sulfotransferase activity. The transcript has 8 exons. The coding region runs from base 841 to 2193 and encodes 450 amino acids. The record is from RefSeq and is a predicted model, not a curated record. NCBI's taxonomy places the organism in Eukaryota, Metazoa, Arthropoda, Insecta, Hymenoptera, Formicidae.